CGGGGGCUGCGGCAUGGAGCAAGGAUUGGUGGUUACCCAGCUGGACAUCCAGCCUGGUGAGUGCAUCAAGGUCAAGGGGAAGAUCCAAUCUGAUGCCAAAGGGUUUGCAGUGAAUGUUGGGAAGGACAGCAGCACCCUCAUGCUGCAUUUCAACCCUCGCUUCGACUGCCACGGGGACAUCAACACCAUCGUGUGCAAUUCCAAGGAGGAUGGCUUGUGGGGUGCAGAGGACAGGAAGGCUGAGUUUCCCUUCCAGCAUGGUGACAAGAUUGAGAUGUGCAUCUCCUUCGAUGAAGCUGAGGCAACGGUGAAGCUGCCUGAGGCUGAGUUCAAGUUCCCUAAUCGUCUGGGCAUGGAGAAAAUCACAUACCUGGCUGUGGAGGGUGACUUUAAAGUCAAAGCCAUUAAGUUCAGCUAACAGCUAUAGCUUUGUUUGUUUUCUGCCCCCUGCACAGUGAAAUAAACCCAAACUUGCAAUGGCUG
This is a messenger RNA of Acanthisitta chloris (rifleman), 483 nucleotides long. It is a transcript of the gene LGALS1, whose product is annotated as lectin, galactoside-binding, soluble, 1. The transcript is spliced from 4 exons. Gene Ontology annotation, molecular function: carbohydrate binding; laminin binding. The record is from RefSeq and is a predicted model, not a curated record. The coding region runs from base 14 to 418 and encodes 134 amino acids. NCBI's taxonomy places the organism in Eukaryota, Metazoa, Chordata, Aves, Passeriformes, Acanthisittidae.